This is a messenger RNA of Paramuricea clavata, 6092 nucleotides long. NCBI's taxonomy places the organism in Eukaryota, Metazoa, Cnidaria, Anthozoa, Malacalcyonacea, Plexauridae. The record is from the annotation of a GenBank genome assembly.
CUGAAAACUAGCAAUGCAGCACCAUGGUUGACAGGUAUGUUAAUUAACUGUAUCUUUUAAAAUUGUAUAAAAUAAUACACAUAAAACAGUUUGUAUUCUUAUUAGCUGUCGUCAAUGCUAGGUUGUGGCAGUUUAAGGCCGGCAGGGGUGAAUGUGGCAUUUUAAGCAGUGUCAAAUCAAUGGCAUUGUUUACCACAGUCAGAGUUACCAACGUUCGAGUAACUGUAAGGAAUCUAUUACACGAUUGGGUUUCAAAUCAAUUGCAGGAUGAGCAGUCUAGUAGACUACAAGCAGUUAGACCCAUGUCACCAAGCAUCUUGCAGAUCAAGCAGUUAUUGCCAAUACAUACCAGCUUAAUUGUCAGUAUUAAAAGGUGAAAAAUGGGCAAGUAGACCACAGUCGAUAAGCAAAAUUGUCUAGCGUGAGACCUCAGAGUUAAAUAUUGUGUGCAGAACUUAAAGUAGGGAGUGUUAAGGAAAAUUACAUAUAAAUAUGUCAACAUGAAACAUCAUGGGCAUGAAACAUCAUGAGUCUAGCUGGACACUUUCCUUGGCAAAUAAAAUUGUCCAACAUUAGGCAAGAUACAGAAACAUUUAAAUAUUAACAAACUGCUGAAAAUUGGGCACUUCGCAGUGAAAUGGGUAAUUUUAUUAAAAAAAGACAAACAUCAGUUCACCCUUGUCGUGACUUGCCGGGGUCCGGGUGUCUCUAAAGAUAUAUAAAAUGUAGCCCAAAGGUUGUUACAUAUAUUAUUAAGCAGAUCAUGCAGGUGGUAUAGAUAAAUGUAUUCAUAUAUUGUAAACUUUGAACAAGCAAACAAAGGACUUUGACUGUUUCCAGUUAGAGCUAGCACUUCCAUAAUCAAGUUGCCACACAACAAAUUGAUCAAAUUGACAUUUUUAGCUAUUAACCGGCCCACCCGGCAUUAAAAAAUUCAAGCAUGGCAUACAAAGGAAAUUGAAAUUAAACCUCUAUACCGAUUCCAUUGAUAUCCUAGUGCAUUGAACUAUUACCCUCUGAUGUUAGACAUGGUAAAAUCAAACAGAACUGAAAGAAUCCAGCUUUGAUGCAACCAACACCUGGUGUUAGACUGAGGGUGAAAUUAAAGUAGGGUAUAUAAGUGCUAUAAUGGUAAAGUGCAUGAGACAUUCCUUUUCUGGCCGAUAAUUUCAGCAAAUAUACUAGAUAGAUAUACAGUAGUCAGUAAGUCGAAUAUAAUAUAAUGACAUGUCUUGCAAAUAUAAUGACAUAUCUUGUGAAACACUGACCAGUGAAGGUGAAUCAUAUUUGAUUCAAAACAUACAGUUUUUAUAAAUUGUGUGUUAAUUACUGUAUUUAUAUUAUAUAUUAUAUAUAUAUAAUGCACUCCUUAUUCACAAUAACUUUUAUUCUAGGACUAUUGUAACUGAGACAUGCACAUUUAGCUGGGAUAUGCCUAGGUAUUUAUAAGCAUAUAUAAAGAAUUGAGGAUUGAAACUUGAGUAGAUGCCAAGCUAUAAUAUAUUAUUUAAUUUUGAUACAAGAAACACUGCCACUGCAGCACUGCUCACUGGAAUCUAUCAUAUACACAACUAUUAAUUAUUUGGCAUUAGUUACAAUAAACAUAAUUUAAUAGAAAGCAUACCUGUAGAUUUUAUUUUUGUGGAGGUAGCCAAUCUUUAAAUGGAGCUAGGCUAUGCCACAUUCUCGUACCCAGAGCCCGCCUUACACACGAUCAACAGAGCAUGCAUAUAUAACCGACAUUUUGUAAUGAAAGUUGUAUUAAAAUUUAAAAAAAAAUCAUUUUCGUUGUUUCACUGAUAAUUUAUUGAUUAAACAGAUAAUUCAUUGAUUUAACAUCGAUUUAAAGAAUAACACUAUAUGCAUGUCUUUAUGAACUGAUAACUUGUUUAGUGUCCGUUAUAGAAACAAAAACUGGACUUAGCUGGGGGGGGGGAUGGUAUUAAGACCGUUUAGACCUUCAUUGCUAUUGGAUGACAAUCCCUCCAUCUUGUCUUCACUUUUCUCAUAGGCAGAAUUAAGUUCUUGCUACAGGGCCACAGCUGCUUUUCUUUGUGACACAUGUAUAGAAAAAUUAAAUUCUUCGCGUUGGUCUGCCUGUACCAACAUGUCGCAACGAACGAUGACGGUUUACAGCACAUAAUUCUUAACCCCCAUCAAACGAACUGCACAACUGUACACCUGAAUCAACCGUUGCUUUGUCUUUCUUUCUCAGGUGGUUCAACAAGCUCUGGAUAAAGCUAGUAUUGGAAGAACUACUCUUGUUAUCGCUCACAGAUUAUCUACCAUCCAACACGCUGAUGCCAUUUGUGUGAUCCGUAAAGGAAGAGUGGUUGAACGUGGUACACAUCAACAGCUUUUAGCAAUGAAGGGAAUUUACUAUGCUCUGCAUAAAGCUCAAUCUAUGAAAAACCACUAAAGAUAAGUAACAAUGAUUUUGACGAUAAUUUCCUUUCAUUUUUGCAAAAUCACCCUGAUGUUAACUGGAUAACAAGUUUAUGCUUUUAUUGAAAACAUUUUUUUCAUCGUGAUAUGAAAUAUUCCGAAGUGAAACAGUUUUUAUUCGUGAUAUGAAAUAUCUCGAGCUGGAUUAUAGUGACUAGAAUUAUUCUCAAUUGAACUUUACCCUAGGUAAAUAUUUAACUGGACUGUGACGUAUAAUAUAUAGGUUUGGUCUCAAAGACCUUUGUGAUUAUAUUUGUAUUGUCAGCUGGGAUGAUUAUAUAGCCCAGCGUCAUUAAAUGAAUUGUAUUAAGUUGAUAAGCAUUUAUUAAUAUUAAAAAAUUCUCAAUCGUAAACAGCAGUGCAAAAUUCUGUACCAACCGUUGCAAAAACCUGCCUCAAAAAUGUAAUGAUUUGUUUGCAAUCACGUGUCUUGUCAUCCGAAUGGCAAAUGAGGGGCAAUCAAUCAAACAACGUGUGGACGGUUUUUCUCCUAUCAGACAGUAGCAGCUGAACGAUAAUUCAACUUUUGAGUCUUAAUUAAUUAAACUGUCUCUAAACUCAAUCAAUGCAUUGAAAUAGCCGUUUGUUGUUAUACCUGCCCGUCAACUGAAAUCCCGAAAUUACGUCAUUGCAAACAAAGAAUUGAUGAUAAACAAUGGGUAAAUCAACAAAUCAGUUCAAACAGGGACGCCGGAACGAUAAUAGAGCAAAGGGGGGUGGACGCACACCAAGGGCAUCUUUACUGAAAAAUUUUUUUCACUGCAAAAUUUUUUGGCGACCCCAUACAAAAAUUUUCCGUGAAGCCAAAAAUUUUUCCCGAUAUCUUAAAUUUUCGCCAUUUCUUCAAAAUAUUUUUCUAAAUUCCAAAAAUUUCCCAAAAUUUUUAUAAAUAUAAACUAUAAAUUACCUGAAUCUCCUGAUUUUCCUACAAAAAGCAUCGUUGGAAAUGUGAUUUGUCACGUAUUAUUUUAAAACUAAAAGGGCACUUCUGCCCCCCCUGCCUCCCUAGCAAAAGGCAAGGGGGGCAGCCGCCCCCCCCUGCCACCCCAGUUCCGGCGUCCCUGAUUCAAAUUAGUCCUAGAGUGACGGUCACGGAUUCCUUCAUACUAUUGGUACAUCAAGUAAGAUUUGAGUUCGUGUCGAAACUAUGGCUUCUAUACCUUUUGUUAAAAUGGAAAAAAGUGAAACUUUCAAAACGUUAACGUUCUAAAACGUGUUAUAACAAAGCAGGGAAAUUUUGUCCGUGGUCGGUUCGCUGUAAGACGUAAGUCAAAACUGCAAAUAGUAUUACAGGUAAACUACGUGAAGCGUUCGUCUUUUGACUUCAUAACUCAUUUGGAAUUUUCCUCAUUAGCUUUGCAAAUUUGAAAAACUUUUUGCAAACCCUUGAGGGAAUUUGCAAUAUUCCUAUCGGCUGGUGCAAUAUUCCAAUGCAACGAACUUCAUUUUAAAUUUUCCUAACUUCCUGUUUUAAUUUCCUAACUUCCUGUUCUGUUCUGGGCGUUGUUAUUGGUCGAUUAUUUUUGUUAGCCAUUUGCAACGCUUCUAACAGGAACUGAGGAAAAUUUAAUUGGCUUUUAGCAACAUUGCAAAUUCCUUCAAAGGAUUUGCAAGGGAGUUUUUUAAAUUGCAAAAGUAAUGAGGAAAAUUGCAAUCAAUUUAGAAACUCAAAAGAGGAACGCUUCACGUAGUUUACCUGUAAUAAACAAUCAUUGGAUGUGGUAUUGAGUUUUGGGGGUAAAAAGAGUUAUCAAAGUUGAGGUGAGCGUUAUAUCAGUCGAGCCGAAUGAAGUAUUGAAGGAAUUAAAGUAUAGCAGCUUACCUCUUUGUUGCCUAGUUGAGUAGAAAAGCAUCUAUAUUGCAUAACAAAUAAACAAGGCUUUUCAUCGUGGCGUUUUAGCAAUAUGUCAGCCAUGCUUGGACUAAAGUAACAAACACAACUUAUACUGAUCUCAAAUCUAGUUCGCAACAAUGGAGUUUUUUUAGGAAUUUAAUUCAACAUCGAGCAAAAAAACAAACAAAAAAGUUAAAGUCUGCCGUCUUUGAAAAAUAUUUUCCUUCGUUCUCAGAAGCGCCCUUUGGUCUCGGGCCGUUUCUGAAACAUCGGGAAAAUAUUUUUCAGUACGAACCUCCCAGUUGAACAUAUAUGUAUUAAAUCGGUCGGUUUUGAAACCAAAUAUCUAAAAUGAGAUGAGAUCUUUACCUCUGUCAUAGUCUCUGCAAAUUAAGUCAGGUGGUUGUUCAUGAUUAGCUGCAUCAGAGAGGUUAAGAUACCCCGGUUCCGGUUUACGGGUACGAGUAUCGCCAUUUUGUUUACCAAUUUUUGCUGAUGUCAGCAUUUUUACCCGUAAUCUCUAUCCGUUUCCCCCGCGAUAAACCAUGGUCUACACAUUAAUAAAAGACAAACGGGUGCGGUUGUUGUCUGUUUACUGUUUGUUUGCCGUUUAAAUAGCAAAAAACUUCAACAUCUUACCCCAAACAAAAUGUUUACAUUUCCCUCCACCGAUAACCAGAAGUUAUAAGAACCUUUUCUACUAUGCCACUAACACCACAGCCGCUGAUACUCAGGGUUUUGACUUCCGCUACCCCCCGAAACCCGCUGCAGAGGAAACCUUGACACAGGCUGAUCACGUGACACCCAGAUUUUAGGUGCUAAAUUAUGCGACUCAGGGAGGGUAGGUCAUUAUAGCACGGCAAAACCAUAAAACGAAAAGUAUUCUCUGAAAGACUCUGAACUAUGAUUUGCUUUAUUUGUUUAGAUUUGAUAAUAUACACGUAAAAUUCCGACUACAAUGUUAUUACAUAAAGCCGGCUUUUUGAAAAUAUUGGCAAGAUCGAUAUGAGUCUAUAGUUUUGGAAAAUCCUACGAUCACCGGAUUUAAAUAGGGGAAUAACACGAGCGGUUUUCAUAUUAUCAGGAAAAUAACCCAAAGAAAUAGAUAAAUUAAUUAUAUGUGCAAGCGGUCUUGAGAUUAAGUCAACAGAAUCCUUCAAGGCAGAUAUCGGAAUAUUAUCAUAACCAGCAGCAGUCCCGGAUCGUAGUGAAUAAUUAUAUCCGAUACUUCCAGCUGGGUAGUUAAACUAAGUGAUAUUGAACUGGAAUAGGUACCAGAUAAAUGAGUUCGAUGCGAAAUAUUAGCAUCGGGAAUUUUCUUGGCUAAGUUAGAACCAAUAUUAUUGAAAUAAUCACGAAAAUGAUUAGCAAUUUUGACUGGAUGUGAUAUGCCUGUAUCAUAUUUAAAUAAAAAAUUGGUGGAAGUUUUCUAGAACCUUUAUUCUUCCUAAUAACUUCAUUUAUUAAUUUCCAAGAUGUUUUAAUGUUACUUUUGAAAUAAUCAAAUUGUUUAUCAUAAAUCGAAAUAGUGCUAGGCUGCUUUCGUUUAAUCCAUAAGCUUUCAAUUUGCUUGCCAAAUUGAAAGCUUAUGGAUUAAACGAAAGCAGCCUAGCACUAUUUCGAUCAUAUUUUAAGGACAGAAAGAACAGAGUGAGAUUAAAGGAAGCGACUAGUGCCUGGGAAGUUAGUUACGAGUGGAUGUCCGCAAGGCUCAAACUUUGGACCGUGUUGUGGAACAUUUUCCAAAAUGACUUAAGCUAUAACAUUGAAUCAGAGCUACACAUGUAUGCAGAUGAUAAUCAAUUCUAUGAAA